Zea mays is the source of this 2612-nucleotide messenger RNA. RefSeq names its product probable inactive serine/threonine-protein kinase bub1. Bases 176 to 2098 code for a protein of 640 amino acids. Gene Ontology annotation, molecular function: protein kinase activity. Gene Ontology annotation, biological process: meiotic sister chromatid cohesion, centromeric; mitotic spindle assembly checkpoint signaling. The record is from RefSeq and is a predicted model, not a curated record. The transcript is spliced from 7 exons. NCBI's taxonomy places the organism in Eukaryota, Viridiplantae, Streptophyta, Magnoliopsida, Poales, Poaceae.
AGGUGGGGCCCACUAGCACCUCUCUCGAGUCUUGAGUAACGCCCCACCUCCUCCCCACUGAUGAGAGAGGAGAAAUUUGAAAUCGGGAGGAAGCCCGCCGACAACCCCAAAUCCCCGUUGCUCCUGCUCGUCUUGUCGGCAGGCCGCCAAUCACUCACUCCUAUCCUAUCCGCCGAUGGCCGCGGCCGCCGCCGAGGAUGAGAAGGGGCUCCUGUCGUCGGUAGUGGGCGACAUCCGGUGCUACUCCGGCUCCGACCCCCUCCGCCCGUGGCUCCGGGGGAUGCGGAGGAUGGAGAGGGCGCUGCCGCCAGCGACGCUGCGGGAGAAGCUGCCCAGGUUCCUCCAGAAGUGCGCCCAGGAGUUCCAGGACAACUCCCGCUACCGCGACGACCCGCGGUACCUCCGCGUCUGGAUCCAGCUGAUGGACUACGUGACGGACGCAAAGCCAUUGCUCAAGACGAUGGAGAGGAAUGGAAUAGGCCUCAAAAGGGCUUCGUUCUAUAUGGCAUAUGCACUGUAUUAUGAGAAGCACAGGAGAUUCAAUGAUGCAGAGAAGAUGUACCGUUUGGGAAUCCAGAACCUUGCAGAGCCUAUUGGGGAGUUGCACAAAGCACAUGAACAGUUUCGUUUCCGCAUGGAUUCAUACAAGAAGAAAGAUAAACUGCAGGAAAGAAUGCCUAGGAAAGUGGGGUCUAGUGCUACAUCUAUGAACCAAGUCAAAGGUGAAAGCAGACACUAUAAAGAACUGAAAUCCAAUAUAAAGCAAACAUCAGAAAGCAGUUCUAAUCCUUCAUUAGGGCCAACUAAAGUUGGUGUUCUCUCCAGAGGAAACUCAGGAGCAAACAAUAAUUUGCCCCGUUGUAAUAGUGAUGAUACUGUCGUUGUACGGUUUAUAGGCUCUGCUUUGGUUGGGAAGUCAGAGACUGAAGAUGCCUGUCACCACGGCCUAGUUGAGCCAACUAUAAACACUAAAGAGGCUUUGGAUGCCAUUAAUAGCAUGUUUAUGGAGCCACUGGAACCUGAAACUGUUCUCAAGAGACAAUCAAAGCGUGAGAACCCAAAUCAUAAUCAGCAAACAAGGGCAUUUGGUAUCUUUGUUGAUGAAGAUGAACCUAGUGGCAAUAAUACUAGCAUGCUCCAGAACAACAGUAUGAAGCAAGGCCAUACAAAAUUGAGUCAGCAAACAAGUGGAUUUGAGAUCUUUGUUGAUGAGGAUGUUCCUAAUGGCAGCUACCAAAAUGGAACGCAAAACAGGAACUCUUCAAAGGAACAGAGUGGGUUUGAGAUCUUUGUUGAUGAGGAUUGCGCUAAUGGCAACAAUCAAAAUGCGGGGCAAAACAGGAAUUGUAGGAAAGAAAACACGAAGUUAAAUCAGGAAAGAAAUAAGUCUGAACUCUUUGUUAAAGAAGAUGAGGCUAAUGACACUGUCCAGAAUGCUCUAUGCCACAAGAGUAAUAGGUAUCCUCCAAGGCCAUUAUUAUCUGAUUCAUCUAGGCAUCAAGGCGAAAGUGACUUCCAGAAGCCAUUUGUUGGAGGGUUUGCGAUAUUGCCAGAUGAUGAAGAACCAUGUGAGAAAAGUUAUGGUGGUGCUAAUAUAAAUUGCAGAACUGUGCAGCCUACUCAUAAUACUAAUAAUUUGCUCUGUCCAGUUCAAGAUGAUUCAGGAACAAGGAAUCGUGAAGGUCCUCAUUCUGUGACUUCUGGACUUCAAGAAGACACUGUCAUUCGUAGGUUUGUUGCAUCCUCUAUUGAUGAUGAGCCCAAGGUGGAAAAUGCAUGGCACCAUGGGUUAGUCGACCCAACUGUUAAUCUAAAGGAAGCAAUGGAUGAUAUAAACAGCAUGUUUGGAAAACCACUAAACUUCAAGGGCGAAAAAACAAAGAGGAAAACUAAUGCACACUCAGAUGGAAAAGCAGCUCCGAUUUCUGGUUUCUCUAUAUUAGCUGAUGAUGACCUAAAAGAGGGCUGCACCAGUAAAGCGAGUCAGAGCAAUUCUUUCAAAUUUGGGGAUGAGAAUGGUCUAUUUGAACCCACAAUCACCACUCGUGAUGUCAUGGCAGAGAUCAACGAUAUGUUUGGAAUGCCACUGGAUUUGUAAGAUGCAUGUGUAGAGUGAACUGAAUAAUUCAACUGCUAGUUGGACAACUGGCUUUACCUUUCCACUCUCUCCUUGAGAAAUAUGCAGUGUCUUGCUGACGUGAAGAGCUUGGAAUCAGUUCUCUUAUUUGGUGUAUAAGUGCAGAAUGUUAGGAUUCUCAGGUCGUCACACUUCUUGUGGAGUUGCACCUGCCACUGAAUAAUUUAUCUUCUCAAGUGAAGGGAAGGGGGAGUAGUCUGUCAGAGGCCACCAGGUGAUUGCUGUAGUGUUGUCACAUAACGCUGAUCUAGUGAUGUUGGCUCAAGACUCAAUUUUUUAGCCAGAAAAAAACUGAGACUUGUGUGUUUUAUGGAAAUUGUAGCAAGCACAGGUGCACUUGUUGCUCUGUUCAUCUUGUAUCCAUAGUUGUGCUCAUCAAAAACCCAUUGUCUGAUGCCCCUAUCAAAUUAUGAAAUGUAAUGGAAUAAUAGAAAGGAGUAAGUGAAAGAACGAAAGAACUUGUGUUUUGCUUUGA